CCCAACCCGGUGGAUCAGAGCCCACCCCGCCCGCAGGGAGCCUCCAUGUGGCUGCUGGCAUUAGGUGGGGUUUUCCUGGCAACAGCCCAGGCCUGUGUCUUCUGCCGCCUUCCAGCCCACGGCUUGUCAGGCCGUCUGGCUCGCCUCUGCAGCCAGAUGGAGGCACGAGGGGAGCAAUGUGAGGCCUCCCCAGACUUCUCGGCCUUUGCCUUAGAUGAAGUGUCCAUGAACAAAGUCACCGAGAAGACUCACAGAGUCCUGAGGGUUAUGGAGAUCAGAGAGUCUCCCCCCUCGCUCCCUUCAUACUGGCAGUGGCUUCAAAAGACCAAGCUCCCUGAGUACACCAAAGAAGGUCUCUGUGCCCCCGCCUGCCGGGGCAGCACCAUCCUGUACAACUGCUCCACCUGCGCGGGCACCGAGGUGGCCUGUUGGUCCCGCAAGCGCUGCUUCCCAGGAAGUCACGAUCUUCGGGAAGCCAGGCUCCUGCUCCUCGCCCUCUUCGGGGCUGUCCUGCUUCUAGGGGUUCUGAGCCUCCAGGUGGAGUCCCGCCUUCUCCAAGCAAAACGUGAUUUGUGAAGAGGCUGACAACCUCCCAGUCUCCAGCUCUCAGGGGUGUGUACCCACAACCUCCACAUCCCUUGGGGAGGGGGCAACAAGCCACCUCCUUAUUCCCAGCCCAAAAGGUUCCGUCUUCUAGGCCCUAAGACCCAGACAUUCCUGUGAUUCCAGCACCAAUUCCCCCCAGGAACCCCAACACCCAUAGCUGGAAAGUUCCUCCCCUCCAACCCUCAACCAAUCAGACAGAGGAAACAACCAUGCCAGGAAAAUAUUAAUAUCUCCAGAAGGAAAGAAUCCCCUCCACACACCACCGCCACUCCCACACCCCUUCCGCCUGUUCCCGGAAAGCAGGGGCUGUCUGCCCCAGCAGCUACUCUAAGCCCUCCUAUGACUGAUUGGGAAUCCGGGAAUGAGUGUUCUGGAGAACUCCCUCCCUCUGGAGUGAGACCACAUCAGUCAGACCGCUGGCAUGCUACCCUCCAUUGUGUUAGCAUUGCGAGGCCCUGGCUUCGCUCCUGCCAGGCCCAACUAAACCUCUUGUCC
Molecule: messenger RNA, 1101 nt
Organism: Tupaia belangeri chinensis (Chinese tree shrew)
Lineage: Eukaryota; Metazoa; Chordata; Mammalia; Scandentia; Tupaiidae
Gene: TMEM95
Product: transmembrane protein 95
Exons: 7
Coding region: 46-576 (176 amino acids)
Biological process (GO): fusion of sperm to egg plasma membrane involved in single fertilization
Cellular component (GO): sperm plasma membrane; acrosomal membrane
Source: RefSeq, a predicted model, not a curated record